AUGACUGUAAGUUUUUCAACUAAACUAUAAAUCAAUAACAAUCUCCUAUUUUUGCAGAGUGGAAAAAACUAUCAAAACGGAGGUUCAGAUAACGCUGGACCAAAAAACACGGCUAAAGAACAGCCAAAAAAACCUGAAAAAAUUCGGGUUUUUCCUGAAGAAGAAUCUGACGGAGAAUCGGAUGGUGAAAUGGCGAGUUUGGUUGAACAAUUCGGUCUAUCAACAAUCGAAGAGAAAAAUGAACCAGAUGAAUCGACCAACUCUGGUUCAAAUACUCAAGGCGAAUCACCAAAACCGUCUCAACCAACAAAUGAAGAAGUUGCUCAUCUUGUCGAUUCGUUGAAAAAUGGAGUUGUUGCUGAUGCUUCAUUCAACAUUGGGAAGAUCUGACAGAUUGAUCGAGGUUAGUUUUUUGGUUCGAAAAUUGGAAAAAAAAAUAAAUUGGCUAGAAAUUUUGGAAUUUUUUUUUUUGAAAAUCAUUGAAAUUUGUAAAAUCUGAAAACUCAGCUUCUGGAUCGUAUCCAUGCAUUAACUGCAACACCAAAUGCGCAAGCACAAUUUAUUGAAGAGGAGCAGAUUAUGAAUGAUUUGAUGGAAACGGAUGAUGUUGUUGUUGAUUCUGCAUCAAAUAUUGCUGGAAAUCCAACUGACAACUGA
This is a messenger RNA of Caenorhabditis angaria, 657 nucleotides long. The record is from the annotation of a GenBank genome assembly. Lineage: Eukaryota; Metazoa; Nematoda; Chromadorea; Rhabditida; Rhabditidae.